Messenger RNA from Elaeis guineensis (African oil palm), 1280 nucleotides. RefSeq lists its product as uncharacterized. The record is from RefSeq and is a predicted model, not a curated record. Lineage: Eukaryota; Viridiplantae; Streptophyta; Magnoliopsida; Arecales; Arecaceae.
CUCGAAUAAUGCUUUGGAGAGGGUUGUAGCUUUUCAAAAUGCGAGGAGUCUCUAUCCUGUCUCUACGCAACCUUUAUCUCCCCAUUCCUCCGAUCUCUUUCCGUCUUCUAGGCUAGGAUUGAAGGGUUUCAGAGGAAGAGAUGGGAGGAGGAGCAAUGAGAACCGCUGCGAAGGCCGUCGUAAUCGGCGGCUACCAGAAAGCCGUGGACGUGGGAUCGGUGGCCCGGAGUGCUUCCAAUCCGUCAACCGCCAUCAUCGCCACCGCGACGAGGGCUGCCGAGGGGGCGCCAUUGGUCUCCGUACUUUCGUGCGAGAACGAUCGGACAAGUGUGUCGGUAGUCUCCGGGAUCCCAGAGAAGAAAGAGCUAUUUGAUUCGCUGUAUCCGGCGCCCCGGCUAGUGUUCGGGCGUGUCCCGACCCUCGAAGAGGCCAAGGCGGCGACCGCGGAACUCAAAGAUGCACUUGAGAAGGUAUACUUCUCUUCUAGCACCACUAGUGAUUCCACAAGGAGUGGUCUAGGAGCCAGCCUACAAAGUCCUGUAUGCUUGGAGGGGUCAGAAACCAAAGGUUGCACCAUGAGCAAAAAUUCAACACUUUCCUCGACACCAAAUUAUGCCAUUCAGAUGUUUUCCUUGCUACAAGGGAACCCUAAAGCUCAGAAUGUUGUUGCUUCAAUUGCCUCUGAUGAAAAUGUCUGGAAUGCUGUGAUGAACAAUCCUAAAGUUAAACAGUUCUAUGAGACUCAACAGUCCAUGGUUCUCCCUUCUGAAACAGUUGUAGAGUCAAGCGAAUCUCCAGAAAGCUCUGAAGCUCAUCCUUCACAGGAUUCCUAUCAAAGCUCAAGGACUAGGUUCAUGGAUUUUGUGCAGAACUUCAAAUUGAAGGUGUCAAAGAUGGUGGUCAAUCUGUCCGAUUUCUUUCAAGAUUAUAUGGGCACUUCAACUGGGGGUCAUAGCUCAAUGGGCACUGGGAUUCACCACGCUGACUCUAAUGCAGAUGCGGUUCAAAAAUCAUUUGUUGCAUUGGCAAUCGCAACGAUUUUGGUGAUUCUACUUAAGCGAGGAUAAAUUAAAAGAGCACUGUUGGAAAUAUCACCAGCUUUUUUUUUGAAAAAAAAAGGGAAAAAACCUCUAGCUGCUACUUAUUUGAACUUUUGCUUAGCUUUCAUGUCAUUGUCACUAGGCUUGCUAUGAGCAGGUACAUGACAGAUUUUGUAUUGUUUACAUAGUUUUGGGUUAUAUAUGUGCUUAAUAGUAAGGUUGGAUUCCUUUGGUGCUUCA